Molecule: messenger RNA, 1416 nt
Organism: Epithele typhae
Lineage: Eukaryota; Fungi; Basidiomycota; Agaricomycetes; Polyporales; Epitheliaceae
Exons: 2
Coding region: 1-1416 (471 amino acids)
Biological process (GO): nucleosome assembly; regulation of DNA-templated transcription
Cellular component (GO): nucleolus
Molecular function (GO): histone binding; DNA binding
Source: RefSeq, a predicted model, not a curated record
AUGGCUACCACUAGCUGGAAUGCGCUUAUGCGGCUCUCUCAGUCUCAAACGGAGCAAUCCCAGCAGGGCAUCAAGGACGCCCUCGCAGAGCGCGAGCGCAAGGAGGCGCAGCGGCGCAAGGCGAUUGAGGAGAAGGAGCGCAGGGAUCGUGAGCUCGAGACCAAACUUCGCCUCAAGCGUCUCGAGGAGCAGAAGCGCGAACAGGAGCGGGUGGAGCGGAUGGCGCGCGAGCGGGAGGCCAGGGAGAAGGAGGCCAAGGCCCGCGAGGAGUCGGAGCGCGAUGCGAUGAGGUACGGGCCCCGGAAGGGCAAGGACGGAUAUCCCCUCUCAGGCGCGGCGAAGCGGCGGCACUCGGGGCUGGACGACGAUGAGUCACCCUCUGGUUUCGGGAUGCUCACCCGCGAGGAGAAGCGGCAGCGUCGGCUUGACUCUGAGCUCCGUGGAAGCAAAGCUGCGGCGAAGAGGACCGGUGGUGGAGGACACACCAAGGCAGGGCGACGAGUAUUGCCGGGUGGCGCGGUCGACGUUAUGAAGACCCCGUCGUCGUCUUCGGCGGCGUCGCCGGACAAGAACAUCAAGAAACGGCUCUUCGCGGAGGCGAGCAUGCUCAUCAAGCUCAACACCAACAAACGUGACACCCGUACCAUCGACGAGAUUGUCACCGACCGUGCCAAGAUGCGCCAAACCAAGGUCCUCGACGGUGACUCAGCGAAGGAGUUCAACGAUUGGUUUGGCAAGUCGAAGAAGGAGCCGCCGCCCAAGAAAGCGUCCACCUCUGCGUCCACCUCCCGAGCCAACACUCCCGCCGCCAUCGGUCCGUCUGCCACCAGCCAACCCAAGGCCACCGCCGGCUCUGCAUCACCAAGUACAUUCUCCUUGAAGGCCCCAUCGUCCCAGAAACCCCCUCCCCCCAGAGCGUCAUCGUCUCAGAAACCACCCCCUUCCAAGUCUGGUCUCAGCUCAUCCAUGAAAGCCAUGGCCGUGUCCAAACCCAAACACCCCAGCGGCAAAACUACGUCUUCUGCCAACGGUGUUCGUCCCUUGGCAUCUUCCAAGGCAUCUUCGUCGGCCCGCGACAAACCUCCGCCGGCGAAGAAACAGCGCCGCGAGUUGUCCUUGAGUCCCUCUCCGCCUCCUGCCCGACGACGCCCUGCGCCGAAUCGCGGGGAAGAUGACAACGACAUCAGUAAAACGAUCUGGAAGUUGUUUGGCAAGGACCGGGCGCAAUACAUGGAUAACGACGUAUACAGCGAUGACGAAGACAUGGAGGCGGACGCGUUCUCCGUAGAGCAAGAGGAACUCCGAAGCGCGCGCUUCGCCAAGAAGGAGGACGAGCUUGCGCUAGAAGAGGAACGCCGCCGCGAGGAGGAGAAACGGCGGCGCAAGAAGGAGAAGGAGAAGCGCGGCCACUAUUAA